Messenger RNA from Gastrolobium bilobum, 1612 nucleotides. RefSeq names its product transcription factor SRM1-like. The transcript is spliced from 2 exons. Gene Ontology annotation, molecular function: DNA binding. The record is from RefSeq and is a predicted model, not a curated record. The coding region runs from base 370 to 1260 and encodes 296 amino acids. NCBI's taxonomy places the organism in Eukaryota, Viridiplantae, Streptophyta, Magnoliopsida, Fabales, Fabaceae.
UUCAUUUAUCUGUAGGUCAGAAAUUCACAAGUGACUAGAAUUUUGAAUUCUGAAGCAAAUCCACCAUUGAAAUUUCUCAGACCUCAUAGAUUUUGCUGGGAUUUCAUUGGUAUUGAACUCUGUUCAGCUUACUGCCAUUUUCUGCCUCUGCUGGCUCUACCUCAGGCGGGAGAUAGUCCAACACAUAUGCUCCCCUAAUUUUUCGCAUGCAGUUAAUACUAUGGUAUUCACCAUAGAAAUAAUCUAGAUCCAUCAUUCCCAUAAAAUAAGCUAGAGACUGUGUGCAAUUUAAGAUGGCCUUAACCUAGAUUUAGAGCAGUUAGGUCUCUCCCUCUAAUAAAACUCUGUAGUUAGUUCAGACAAAACUAGAUGACUGUGGAUGAAGUGGUUAGUAGCUCUGAAUGGAGCAGAGAGCAGGAUAAAGCAUUUGAAAAUGCUUUGGCAAUUCAUCCAGAGGAUGCUUCAGAUCGAUGGGAGAAGAUUGCGGCUGAUGUACCUGGGAAGACUGUAGAAGAAAUUAAACAGCAUUAUGAGCUCUUAGUUUAUGAUAUUAACCAGAUCGAAUCUGGUUGUGUACCUCUACCAUCUUAUAACUCUUCUUCAGAGGGCACAACAAGCCAGGCUAGUGAUGAAGGAAUUGGCAAGAAGGGGGCCCAUCUUGGGCAGCAUAACAGUGAGUCUAAUCAUGGAACUAAGGCUUCAAGAUCAGAUCAGGAACGACGGAAGGGUAUUGCUUGGACAGAGGAGGAACACAGGUUAUUCCUUCAGGGCUUGGAUAAGUAUGGAAAAGGUGACUGGCGAAGUAUAUCAAGGAACUUUGUGGUGUCAAGAACACCUACACAAGUAGCGAGUCAUGCUCAAAAAUACUUCAUUCGUUUGAACUCGAUGAAUAGAGAUAGAAGGCGAUCCAGCAUACAUGAUAUAACCAGUGUUAACAAUGGAGAGAUUUCAGCACCACAAGGACCAAUAACUGGUCAAACAAAUGGUUCUGCUGGAAAUUCUACCAGCAAAUCUCCCAAACAAGCCCCUCCAGUUUCAUCUGGGGUACCAGGUGUAGGAAUAUAUACUGCUCCUACCAUUGGACAACCUAUAGGAGGACCCCUAGUAUCUGCUGUUGGCACCCCAGUGAAUCUUCCUGUCCCUGCACACAUGGCAUAUGGUGUUCGAGCCCCAGUUCCGGGUUCAGUUGUACCUGGUGCACCAAUGAACAUGGGCCCUAUGACCUACCCUAUGCCACAUACAUAUGCUCCUCUCAGGUGAAAUGCUUUUUAGAAGCCUUAUGUACAAAAAAGAAACAGCAUACUAGAUGGCUUCUGCAAUUAGUGUUAUUCUUUACCUAGAGACAAUUUGCUUUUUGCUUAUAUGCAAGCAUGAGAUAUAUGCUUAAAAUCAGUCAUUUCAAAUAAGCCAUACCAGGAAGCAAUUGGAUGUAUCUGUAUAGGCUGCCUGGAAUAUAUGUUUGACAGUCUUGACAUAGGACAGCAUGAAAGUACGGUUGUUUUGUAGACAUUAAAAUUUUAGUCUUAAACCGUGCUGCAGAGGAAGGUUCUGUGGAUUUAAAAGUGUAAAUUAUUGGUGCUCUCUCUUGGUUUUUAUUGGGAAUAAACUGCUC